This is a messenger RNA of Cinara cedri, 7759 nucleotides long. The record is from the annotation of a GenBank genome assembly. NCBI's taxonomy places the organism in Eukaryota, Metazoa, Arthropoda, Insecta, Hemiptera, Aphididae.
UGGAACUAUACAGAACAGAUAACGCAUUAUCGGUUCUGUAAAAUUAAAAACCGUUCAGUAAGUAAAAUUAAUCAUUUUUAUCAAAAAUUGUUAUCAAACCGAUAAGUUAUUGGUCAGAUUUUUGUUCUGUAAAAUUUACAGCUUGGUUUAUUUGUCUUAUCAUCAAAAUAUACAAUAUUUUGGUUAUCACAUAAAAACAAAUGUGAUUAUGCAUUUUAAAUUUAUUAUUUUUUUAAUGAUAUUUAAUUAAUGUCUUCAUCUUAAUCCAUGCUUUUAACUUGGAUAUAAUUUAUUUUAACAAUAAUGUCAUUGUCAUCUUUGUCUUCGUCUUCAUCUGAUGAUACUGAUCAAAAUAUGAUUAUGGAAAUUUUAAUUCGUCUACCUAGACCAAGACUAUUUAGAGAUAGAUCAAAUCUGCGUCAGUUGUUAUUAUGUACUGGUCUGCAUCAGUAUCAGUGUAUAUAACACCUAAAAAUUUAAAUACAAAAUUCAAAACUUCAAUUCUAUAAUUAACUUUGAUGUUUUCAAUUAUAUUUUUAAAAGGUAAUACGAGAUCAACUAUAAAAGAUUUUUCACUCUCCGAGAAGUUUUUGCCUCUUUUUUUAUCUUCGUUAACGUCUAUAGCAAAACUUUAAGCUGUAAACUUUAAGAACUUAACAAACUGAACACAAAAAAAUUUAAUUCGACUUCCGUAUAAUUUAUAUAGACAAAUAAUUGUAAUAAAUUAUUAAACACUAAUUAAUAAUUAUUCAGUGAAAAUAAUUUAGUACAAAUCACAAUAACAUCACAAUUAUUCACAAUUCAUAAUCUUUGAUAAGAGUUAUAUGUAUAAGCAACCGGAAACUAGGUAAAAUUUUAUACCAUUUUCCAGGUUUAACCUCAAUAAUAUAAAAUUUUACAAUAUUUUCAUGCAACGCAAUUCGUUCAAUAACUUGAAUUAUACAGAACCAAUAACUUUAUCCUGUCAACAGUUUACUGAACUGUUUUCAUGCAACCCAGAGUAUGAGGUAUAUUUUAUCAUAAUUCAUAGCAUGUAUUGACCAAUGAAAAGCAGAUAAAAGCAAUAUGACCGGUAUUUCAGUAUUUGACGUACAAACUACAAGGUGCUGACUACUUUUUCUGUGAUACUGACAUACAUUUUUUUUUUAUUUUAUUUCAUUAUCAUGAUAUAAAUUUGUUUUUAAAAGGUUUUAUUUAAAAUCCUGCUUAACGUGUUCGCUGUUUAUACCAGUUUUGAUUGUUUUUCAUUUUCACAAUAACUUUCACCAUGUACUUGGUUUAUUGCUUUAAAAAUCAUUAGUAUUAUAAUUUUGUAUUGAAAUAAAAAGUAUCCCAAAAAUGUUUACCGAUUAUAUAUUUACACCAGAAUUAUACAAGGUGUACACAGGAAUCCGAAGAAAUGAUGUAAGAAUACAAAUAUAAAAUAUGAUUAUUUAUCAAGUUUGAAUUAGUGUACUUAUUAGGCCUCAAUUUUAAUUAGAUUAGUUUUAGAUAGAAUAGAUUAUAAUAGUUUUAGAAAUUAAAUGAUUUAUACAGUAUACCCAAUUUGAACAAUUAGCUUAUAUUUACCAGCUCUAUUUAAUUUAAUUUGUACGUAGGUAUUACACGUUAAUUAUGUAUAGGUAGGUUUUCAUUAAAGUUAUUAUGUUUUAAUACAAUUUUAAAAAAAGUAUUACAAUAGUAUUAAUUAAUACUGAUCAUUUUUACACAUUAUUAUUAUUAUUAGUAUUUAUUUUUUUAUUUAUCUUUUCAAAUAAAUCUAUGUCCUAAUUUACGGUAACAUUAAAGAUUAUAAUAUGGUGUAUGUUAAUUUAUAUUAAUAUUAUAUUUGAAAAAAAAACUUAAUUUAAGUAUACUUCUAAAUGUGAAAGUAAAUCUAUAACUUGAUUAUUUUGCAAAUAAAGUAGGUAAUAGUAAAUUAAGUUAUAAUUGUAUAACAUUGUUAAUUGGUAUCAUCAAAAUACUUCAAGCUAGUAUUUUACAUUUGAUCUCAAAUAUAUUUAGUGAAUUAUUUUAUAUUAGUUAAUUCAUAUGAUUAAAUAAAAUAUCUGUAUUUGGGUAGUGUUAUUUUAAGAUAUUUGUUAAUAAUAAUAUGCAUGGGAAUUAUUAAUAAGUCAAACCCAAAUAAUAAUUCAAAUUUUAUUCCUUAACAAAAAAAAUAAUUACCUAUCCUAGUAUUUACCUAAAUAUUAUUUUGUAAUAUUUAAAAUAUUCAAAUAUCAAGUAUAUAGUAGUGAGGUCUAUUUUUGAGUCAAAUUAAUUUCAAUGCAAAAUAUGUACAUGAAUAUUCAAUUAGUACAAUGAGUAGUGUUUUCCAUCCUUUAUGUACGACUACUGACCUGCUAUUAUGGGUAUUUUGUUUUCUUAUACAACCUAUACGGUUAUAUAGGUUAUAAAUGCUACAUGGAUAAUGAGAUGAGUAUAUGUUUAGUACAUUAGAUUAACUUUGCAUUAUUAAAUCACAAACCAAUCAAUUCAUUAAAGUUUCCAUAUUAUAUUGAAGAUACAAUUUAACAUCAAAGCUCUAUUUAAUUAUAUGAUAGAAUAAAAGAAUACCUAUCUUUUUAAAUUAUUAGACUAAAAUAAGAAGUUACUGAUAUAUUUUGUAUAAUACUUACAUAUUUUAUGUUAUAUUUAACAAAGAUUUACUUUAUAAAAUAGUUUUAAAGAAAAACACAGACAAUUGUUCUUGGUAGAUACUUGCAUAAAUAUCAAUUUAAAUUUCUAAUUUUAUAAAAUAUAACCAUUUGAUGCACUCAUGAACUAAUAUAACUUGAUAUUAAUCAUGAGAGAUAUUUUAAAAUUAAAUAAAGAUUAAUUUUAAUUAACCAUAUUAGUAGGUAUUUUAGAGAAUAUUGUAUUAAAUAUUACUAGAUUAUAAAUAUUUAAUUUGGUUGAUUCAAUAAUUAAUUAAUUAAUUAAUGAUGCCUAUUAAAUAAUUGAAGUAUUUACGCAUUAUAAAUACCUACUUAAGUAAAAUAAUAUAUUUAAAACUUACCGCCAUUUUCUUUUAAAUUUGAAUCCAAAGAAAAAAUAAACAGGUUAGAAAAUGUAUGUAAACUGACACUAGCUACUGAAAUAUAUGAAUCCAAGGACAAAAUUAUUAUAGUUAUGGUUUUACUAUUAUAUUACAUAGUAUACUAUGUGUUGAGUGCAGUGCAACACACUUCUAUUAGUUUAACUGAAAUAUUUUAUUUUUUUAAUAUGUCUCGUUAUUUCUUUACUAUUAAAUGACCUUUGUAAUUAGCAAAAUGGUUAUAGAUAAGAUAAUGUUCAAAAUGUUUAAAUAAAUAACAAGAUAAACACAACACACCAUUGUUCAUUGUGAACAUUGAAUUAAUUUAACAUUUUUCUUAUAAAAUGUAUUAUAUUAAAUGAAGCAAAGGUUGUGACCAUAAUUGAAAUAUAUCAUGAGUCAUAAUUAUUAAAAUAUUUUAAUUAAUAAUCAAUAUAUUUAAUAAUUUUCAUGUUUUUGAUAAAACCUUAUUUAUUUUAUUUAAUAAUAAUAAUAAUAAUAAUAAAAAAAAAAUUGGAAGUUGGGAAGGUAGAAUGCAUAAAAUUAUUAAUUUUUAUCUGUAAGCAACGAUUUUUAACAAAAUACAGAUUUGAGCAAAGUUAAGUUUUAUAUUUUAAAAUGCCGUUAUAUUUACAAUUUUUUUUAAAAUAUGAUCUUAAAAUGGUUAUAAAAAAGAACUACAAAAUGCUCAACUUUUUUUUCACCAUUAAGUACAACUUUUAACAAACUUCAUGUUAAAACUCUAAUUUAUUUGAAUUUUUGUAUAAAUUUACUAAAAUGUUUCUUUUAAUUGUAUUAUUAAAACUUUGGGCUUCUGCCCUUAUUUUUAAUAAAUAAAAUAAAUUGUCAAGUACCUAUGUUUGGUAAAACAAUUUUAUCCGAAUAGUAUUUACUAUAAAAAAAGCCAUGUAGAAGAACUAAAAAAUGUAAAAUACCUAGAAAUAGUUCAAAAAUAUUUUUGGAAUUUUUUGAAAAUUUCACCAUAUUUAGAAAGGGCAAAUAUAACUUUUCUGUCAGAAUUUCAAGUUUCACGAAUAUUUUUAACUGAAUUACAACAAAAAAGACAAUUAAAAAUAAUUAAUCCAUUGUUUUGGUAAACUUUCCAUUCUUUCUAAGUUAUAGCUGGUUUUGUUCAAUUAUUAAAAAAAACUACACGAAAAAAAAAAUCACUUUAUUCACCAACUAGAACCAAAAUGCAAUAAAAAAGGUCUCUUAUAAUUUUUCGAAUGGAGCAAGAAUUCUGCUUGAAAAGUUGUUUACAGGUAGAAAAAAAAAACACCCUCCGAAUCUAAGAAGUAUACAUUUACUAUGGAACUUUCAUAAUGCAGUUAUUUACUAUUCUUGGUUUAUAAUUUUUUUGACUUUUUGUUGACUAAAUUUAUAAACAUAAAUUUGUAAUUAGGUUUUGCCAUUUGUACACUAUAUAUACUUUAAGUAGGAGGUACAAGUAGAAAAAAAAUGAUAAUAUAUGUUAUUAUAUGCUAUUGGGCAAGUUGGUGAAGCAGCUACGUGUACAGUUGAGGGAGCCAUGUCAAAUUUGAAAUAAAUAUUUGAGUGUGGUCGGAUAAAGUGGAUAAAGUAUCAGGUGUAUUAUGUAAUAAGACAAUUCUAGUGAAACUUAAAGUUAAGUUCUACAAGAGUGGUGAGACUAUGUCGUAUGGUUCAGAGUGUUAGACGGUAGACAGAAAAUUAAAACAGAUAAUAAGUGUAAAAGAAGUGAGAAUACUUAGGUGGAUGAGAGAAGUGACUAGAGAUGAUAAGAUAAAAAUUGAGUUUAUAAGAGGUAGCUGAGGUUUGGCUUUGAUAGUGGGAAAAAUGAGAGAAAAUAGACUGAGAUGGUUUGGCCUUGGCAUACAUGAUGAGAGAUGAAUCAGCAGUAAGAAUUAUAAUGAAAAUAUAUACGUAGAAGAAAAGAGGGCCAGAGGAAGACUGAAAAAAGUAGUUGAAUGCGACUCAAAAUGAUAUGAGGAUAACAGGGGUAUACAAGGACAAUUUGAGGGAUCGGUAAAGUAAAGAUUUACGAAGAGGAUGGUCGGUUCCAAAUAAUUUGAAUGAAGGUAAAGGAGAAGAAGAUGACAAAGUAUUAUAAUAAUUAAUAAAAAAAAAGAAUUUAAUAUGUGUGUUUCAAAUAUUUAAUAAUAUAGUGUUUUAAUAUUAAAUUUAAAUUGUUAUUUUCAGAACUAUAUUCAAUUAUGGCAAGAAAAAAUUGCCGACAAAAUAUUAAUGACUGUAUGUAUAUGAAUAUGUAUUAAAGUUAGAUAAAUGUAUAUUUUGAUUUGAGAUUAGAGCUAAUCAUAAUUAUAUUAUUUAUUAUUAUUUUUAUAGUCUUAUAUUUUUACAAGAAUAGCAACUUACUGUUCACCUGCAUUACUAUUCAUGUACGGUAAAUGCUUUUUAAAUCCAGAAUUCAUUAAUCAAGUGUUUUUUCAUGGAUCAAUAGCUGGCAUUACUUUGAUUACAACAUUUCUUUUAAGAAGUUAUGGACGAGCUAUAAAUCCAAAAUAUAAAGUUUUUUAUCAAGAUCUUAAAAAUGCUCAGUUAGAAUAUUCAACUAAUAAUAAAGUUAGUAUUUUGUUAAAUACUUAAUUUAUUCUAAUUUGAAUUAAUAUUUUUAAUCUUCUGUUUUUAGAAAAACUUGCACAAGUAUGAUUUUGAUUUCUCAUCGUGGCCUGUAGAUUUUUCAUGGCCCAUAAAUGAAGAGUAUGCAUUUAAUUAUUAGACUACAUCUAUUUAGAAUGCAUUUUGUAAAUUAUGCUUUUUAUUUUUCUUUUUUUAGAAAAACUUACAGGAAAAAUUUAAUGAGUUAUAAUUUUAAGUUGGCAUUACAACUUUUAAGUAGCCCUAGCCGUCUUAUUGGGUUUAUAGCACUGCAUACAUUUGGAAUAUCAUUAAUUUACCCAGGUUCUACUUCAUUUUUAUUUUAUUUAAGUAAGUUAAUUCUAAAAAAUAAUGUUGAAAUCAAUUUAAUAUCAUGUUAUUUUUAUAUAGUGCAUCAGAAUUUACAGAGUGGAAGACGAUCACUAAUAACUACAUUUGGAGGGAUACGGUAUAAAUUAAAAACCAUUGAUGGAAAUUUUAUUGACUCAAUGUUUGUAGAUAGAAGGUUAAUUUUUAUUGGUUGUAAUAAUAAUAAUAAUUUUUUUUUAAGAAACUUAUUAAAUUAAAAUUAUUUUGUUAUAGGCCAAUGCAUAUUAACCCUCUAAAUUCAAAAUUAAUUAUUUGUACUGAAGGAAAUGCAGGAUUCUAUGAAGCUGGGAUUAUGAGUUCAGCGGUUGAAACUCAUCAUUCAGUAUUAGGAUGGAAUCAUCCUGGAUUUGGUCAUAGUACAGUAAAUAUUAAUAAGAAUAAUUAUUUAGUCAAUUUGUUAAUUUUUUUCUUUAUUUUCUCUUAUUUACAGGGCAUACCAUAUAUCAAACAAGAACAAAAUGCAGCUGAAACUGUUAUGGAAUUCGCUAUAAAAAUUUUAAAAUUUAGUCCUCAAAAUAUAAUAUUAUAUGGUUGGAGUAUUGGUGGUUUUGCUUCUUCAUAUUUAGCAAAACAAUUUCCUGAUGUACAUGCUGUGGUAAAUAUAAAUUAUUUCACUAUACGAAUGUAUUGCAUAUAAAUUAUCUAAAUUAUAAUAAUAUUUAGAUAUUGGAUGCUACAUUUGAUGAUCUAGUUCCAUUAGCAAUUCCAAGAAUGCCUAGCAUUGUUGAAAAUUUAGUUAUACUUUGUGUACGAGAAUUUACAAAUUUACAUGUGGCAGAAAAUAUUAAUCAAUACCAUGGACCUGUUCUACUUAUUCGACGAUCCAAUGAUGAAAUUAUUGCAAUUGAGUAAAACUCAAAAUAAUUUGAACAUUAUAUUAUACUAAUUAAUUUGUUUUAUAAUUAAUAGCCCUCAAAAUGUUAGUUCUAAUCGAGGAAAUCAUCUCUUAGAAUCAUUACUAGAAAAUAGAUAUCCAAAACUCUUUACUGAAGAAUCCCGUUUGGUCCUUUGGAAUUGGUUGUCUACUUCAGGAGAACAACAAAGUAAAUUUAAUUUAAUUUUUAAUUCAUUUAUGUCUAUAAAUUAAGUCAUUAAGUAAUCAAAUUUAGUAUUUUGAACAAUACAAACUUAAAUUUGAAUAGAGAUUAUUUAUGGUAUAUUUUAAUUGCGUGUAUCUCUUUAGAACAAUUAUUAAAUCAAUAUGGUGUAGAUUCGAAAGAACAAACAAACUCAUUUCCAUCUGUUACUGGAAAUCAUCCAUCAAACCUGGGUGAUGGUUGGAGUGACCAAAAUAAAAUAAAUAUGUUACUUUACUUGGUAAGUUAUAAUUUUUUGAAUAUUAAUUGUUUGAAUGAUUAUUAUAAAUAUAUAAAUAAUUUUAUUAUAUUUACUUAUAAUAUUUAAUGUAUUAAAAUAUAAUUUAUAUUGUGUUUUUAGGCCAAUCGUUAUAUGAAAGACUUCAAUUCUACACAUUGCACCCCACUGCCAGUUGAAUAUUUUAGAUAUUUAAUUUAAUUGUACUUUAUUUGCAAAAAUAUUAAUUUUACAAAAUAUAAUUUAUUGAGAAUUGGGUUUAUUAUUUUAGUAAUUUUUUUUUUAUUUUCCUAUUUUGUUGUAAAUUAAUGUUUUGUUUUAAAAUUUUAAAAUCUGUACUUAUUUAUUGCUAUUAAAACUUAAUAAAUAAAAACUUAAAACAUAGUCUUAUAUUAGAAUCAUUUUAUUUGAUUGAUUAUUACAAAGUGGUAUCAUUAUAUGGCUCUAGUAAUUAGAUUGCUC